AUGAAGGGUCUUCAUCUCCACCUCUUCCUAGUCACCAUGACGGUUGUUGCCUCCAUCCCUACGGCUACACUGGCGGCUCCAGCGGCCGGUGGAGCUUUGGCGGACGAAUGUAGUCAAGAUUUACAAAAGGUGACUUUGUGUUUGGACUUCGCUACCGGGAAGACACCGACUCCGUCUAAGAAAUGUUGUGACGCCGUGGAAGAUAUAAAAGAGAGAGAUCCAAAGUGUUUGUGUUUUGUGAUACAACAAGCGAAGUCAGGAGGACAAACCUUAAAGGAUCUAGGUGUUCAAGAAGCCAAACUCAUUCAACUUCCAACUUCUUGUCAGCUCAAGAACGCUAGCAUCUCGAAUUGUCCAAAGCUUCUAGGGCUUUCGCCGAGCUCGCCAGACGCAGCCGUAUUCACAAGCAACGCCACGUCACCAGCAGCACCGGGGGCACCGUCAGGGAAGUCUCCGGCGACUCCAACGACGGCUACGGAUAAGGCAGGAUCAGCUUCCAUAAGAGAUAGUCACGUUUUCGUGGCUCUAGCCGUCGCUAUGAUGGCCCUCUCCUUCGUUUCAACCAUGCCUAGGAUGGGUUUGGCCUAG
Messenger RNA from Microthlaspi erraticum, 588 nucleotides. Lineage: Eukaryota; Viridiplantae; Streptophyta; Magnoliopsida; Brassicales; Brassicaceae. The record is from the annotation of a GenBank genome assembly.